Molecule: messenger RNA, 1595 nt
Organism: Myxozyma melibiosi
Lineage: Eukaryota; Fungi; Ascomycota; Lipomycetes; Lipomycetales; Lipomycetaceae
Product: tryptophan synthase beta subunit-like PLP-dependent enzyme
Exons: 1
Coding region: 339-1553 (404 amino acids)
Cellular component (GO): cytoplasm
Source: RefSeq, a predicted model, not a curated record
UGAGUCUGCGAUGACUAUUGCUGCUGAUUUAUGUGAAUAUUCUCACUUGCUGUCCCCUCAUCCAUAUGUUUACAUCAACUAUUACAUCGACUAUUUACUUCAACUGGAUCAUAAAAUAUUUAUUAAUAUUUCUUAUUAAUUUAUCAUACAUAACCUCCGUCUUCUUGUUGCUGUUCAUACUAGUCUUCACCCUCACUAGAACUAAUUAAUAAUCACUAGUUACUCUCAUCGCCAUCUUCCCCUGCGGCUCAUCAUUAUCAAACAAUGAACAAAAAUGAAAAAAAUCUCAAAUCCAUCAACCUUCGUCCACCUCAUAUCCAAAUGAACCUCUCUUCUAGAUGACACACCUGCACGACCUCUCACCCUCCUCUUCUCUACUCUUCGGACUCGCCCUCGGCUUCCUCGCAACCACCGCAUCAUCCCACUUCCUCCUCCCUCUAAUAUCACAUCCUCAUGAUCAACCACCCUCCUCCUCUUCCAUCCCAGACAUCAAGAUCGGCGUCGAGGGUCUUAUAGGCAACACCCCCCUCGUCAAAAUCAAAUCCCUCUCCGCCGCAACAGGAUGCACCAUCCUCGCCAAAGCUGAACUGCAAAACCCCGGCGGCAGCGCCAAAGACCGCGUCGCGCUCGCAAUCGUCGAGCGCGCGGAGCAAGAGGGUCUCAUUCGUCCGCACUCCGGAGACGUCGUCUACGAAGGCACCUCCGGCUCGACCGGCAUCUCGCUCGCGAUGAUUUGCAGGGCGAAAGGGUACACCGCGCAUAUCUGCCUGCCGUCUGACACGUCGACCGAGAAAAUCGAUUUGCUCGAGCGAUUGGGCGCCACGGUCGAAAAAGUCCCGCCCGCAGGCAUCGUCGACAAGCGACAGUACGUCAACAUGGCGCGCACGCGGGCCGCAGAGCGUAACGCACUGCCCGGCGGCGGCCGCGGUCUUUUCGCCGAUCAGUUCGAAAAUGAAGCAAACUGGCGCGCGCACUACGAGCACACCGGUCCCGAGAUCUACAGCCAGACCGGCGGAGGCAAGCUCGACGUCUUCAUCACCGGCGCAGGCACCGGCGGCACCAUCUCCGGCGUCUCUCGGUUCCUAAAACCCCGCGUGCCGGGACUGACCGUCGUGCUGGCCGAUCCGCCCGGAAGCGGACUGUUCAACAAAGUCAAGUACGGCGUCAUGUUCGACGUCAAGGAGCGCGAGGGCACGCGGCGGCGGCAUCAGGUCGACACCCUCGUCGAGGGCAUCGGGAUCAAUCGCGUGACGCGCAACUUUGAGAUCGGCAGACCGCUCGUCGACGACGCCGUCCGCGUCACGGACGAAGAAGCACUGGCUAUGGCGCGCUAUCUUGUCGAGCACGACGGUCUGUUUGUCGGAAGCUCGACGGCAGUGAACUGUGUCGCGGCCGCGAGGUACGCAAAGAAGAUCGGCCCGGGUCAUACGAUCGUUACCGUCAUCUGCGAUUCUGGAUCGCGGCAUCUGUCAAAGUUCUGGAAAGCGGCAGGCGAGGUUUCGAGAGAUCAUGAACUCGAGCUAGAUGAGAUCUUGAACAUGUCGAGAUCAUAAUAUUACAACAAUUCACAAUAGAGAAGAAAGAAAAUUAACGCC